This is a messenger RNA of Pieris rapae (cabbage white), 978 nucleotides long. RefSeq lists its product as uncharacterized. Lineage: Eukaryota; Metazoa; Arthropoda; Insecta; Lepidoptera; Pieridae. The record is from RefSeq and is a predicted model, not a curated record. The transcript has 5 exons. Gene Ontology annotation, molecular function: carbohydrate binding. The coding region runs from base 136 to 978 and encodes 280 amino acids.
UUCCGUUUUUAUAUGACGUUUGAAUCUGUCCAUAAAUCAAAAUAUUUGCAAAUGUAUAAAAUUACAGUCCAAAAUGCCCAAAAUUAUAUCCGGUGCUGACUUAAAAUUAAUUGGGGCUAGUUUUAUCAUAUCAAAAUGCCCGUAUUCACCGCUAACAUCCCAACUGUGCUCAAGAUUGGUGAUCGAAUUGAAAUCGGUGGUCGUAUAAAGGAAAAUGCACGAAAAAUGUCUAUAAAUCUGUGCGCGCAAGAGGGAGAGGAACCACGUGACGUUGUUCUCCACUUCGACGUACGUUUUCAUAGAGACAACAUUAUAUCUCUGUCUCGGAGGAAUGGUGUUUGGAUUGGAAGCGGGAAUUUGGACACAAAUUAUAAUAUGUUUGUACCUGGUACAAUAUUCCGAAUAAUAUUCGAAAUAAAGGACACAGAUGUGAUAACAAUAUAUUGUCAAGGCAAAUUCCAUUCAAAUUUCCUACCGAAGAUCCCGCUGACGAUGGCGAAGUUCCUCGUCGCCUGGGCUGAUGUGGAAAGAAUCACGCAUUGCUACUUCCACAUAGGAGAUCAGGGUGUGGGUGAUGAAGCUAUCGUAGGAAUCCCACAAUCACCAAGGCAGGGGAUUCCAGUUGAAAAGAGAUGCCCACGAGUCCACAAAAAGUCCAGCUCGCCACAUCAUCGUUCAUCAGAGAGUUCCGACGAUGAGAAUCCAAGGCCUAAAGCCGAAGGUCGUGCUGACAGAUUUUUCUACGACACACUAAUGUGUCAAACGCCGGACAUGAAGUUCCCCGAAACGUCAUACAGAAAGUACAGAGAGUCGGAAAUAGAUAAAAAUGAAUCUGAAUUGUCGGAUGUGUCGAAAACACUAGAAUCCUCCCUCGCGGAGUCCGAUGAAAUGCAUUUUAAAAAAAGAACACGGAGGGGCAAGUUCGCGCCAUUCGCGCAAGUUGUCAAUUUUAUGGGAAAGGGCGGGAAACGAAAUUAG